GCUCGAAAGAAACCAACAGUUCCUAAACAACUCCGCAGUUGUGGGAUUUAAUCCAUGGUUUUCGUCAAAUCUUUCAGUGUUUCAUUGAUUUGAAGCUCAAGCAAUAAAAGGUUAAGGUACCAGACUCAUCAUGGCACAGACUAGGUUAACAGACUGCAUAAAAGCGUUGCGGGGGUUCAGUCUGGUUGCCAGAGCCUUCGUGGAUACGCAGAGUAAAGACUGCAGUCAAGUAUGGAGUAAUUGUAGCCUAAGAUCCACCACUGAAAAGAUCCAAACAAAGGCAGAGGAGACGAUUAGCAACGCCAUGGUGUAUGCAUCAAAGAUAAGCUCCUCACAGAAGAACAUUGAGGAAUUCCCAGCCUCUGCUGCCGAUGAAGAUACAACAAGUUGGGCUUACUCCGCCGGAUCAUCCUCAAUUGAUGAUGUGCCACAACCAGAAAGUGUUUCCUCGCAAGAAGUGCCAGAGACGUCAUCCAGUUCUAAUCCCUCCUCUAGAGCAAAUGGAGCAGUUCCUAGAACAAACGGCACACCUCCGAACCAAACCAGACAGUUGCACACAUUCACAAGAACUCAGUUCAGUAACGACCAUAGGAGAUAUCUCCAUUAUGAUUCAUCCACCGGGAUGACCCAAGAAGAACUCGAGAAGCUUAGAAUGAAAGCAAAAUCAUCCAAAACACCAGCGAGACCUAGAGGUCCAAGAAUCAGACCCAAGUUGAGUGAAAGAGCUAAAGAGCGGACAGUUCCUUCGUCUCGGCUUGGUAGAGUCUGGAACUUUGGCGGUUUAGCAGCAGGUUUGGGUGUGGGGGCCUUAGCCGAGAAAGCCAAAAGAAGUUUUGGGCUCAAAGAAAAUGGCAAGUUUGACGGGAGUGUACUGUUGUCCGAAGCUAAUGCUGAGCGUAUCGUUGAUACGUUAUGUAGAGUGAGAGGAGCUGCUCUUAAGCUUGGUCAGAUGCUUAGCAUACAAGAUAACGCAUUAAUCAGUCCUGAGUUGCAGAGAGUAUUUGACAGAGUCAGACAAAGUGCUGACUUUAUGCCAGCCUGGCAGAUGGAGAGAGUCUUAAAGGAUGAGUUAGGAGACGACUGGAGGAGUAAAGUAGCAUCAUUUGAAGACAAGCCAUUCGCUGCUGCAUCAAUUGGUCAAGUUCAUCUGGCUACAACACAUGAUGGAAUGGAAGUGGCUAUGAAGAUACAGUAUCCUGGUGUAGGUGAGGGUAUUGACAGUGACAUCAACAACCUGAUGGCCAUCAUGAAAGUCUGGAACGUUCUUCCUGAAGGUCUUUAUGUUGAGAAUGCUGUUGAUGUGGCUCGUAGAGAGCUAGCUUGGGAAGUUGAUUACACCAGAGAAGCGGAGUGGAGUCGUAAAUUCAGGAAUGUUCUGAGAGAUGACCCUGAUUUAAUAGUUCCAGAGGUCAUACCAGAGUUAUCUACGAAGCAGAUACUUACUACAGAGUUAGUGGAUGGAGUAUCGUUAGAUAAGGCUGUGGACUUGGAUCAGGAAACUAGAAAUGAUAUCUGUAGGAAUAUCUUGAGACUGUGCUUAAAGGAAGUGUUUGAAUGGCAGUUUAUGCAGACAGACCCAAACUGGUCCAACUUUUUGUACAAUCAACACACUGGCAAGUUGGCCUUGAUAGACUUUGGAGCCUCCAGAGAUUUCCCCAAAUCAUUUGUUGAUGAUUAUAUCAAGGUGAUCAAAGGAGCUUCAUCAGGAAACAGGGAGGAUGUCUUGGAAUAUUCAAAGAAACUUGGAUUUCUUACCGGAUACGAGUCAAAGGUGAUGCAGAAAGCGCAUGUAGAUGCAGUUAUGAUCCUGGGAGAGCCAUUUUCACAGAGUGAGCCGUUUGAUUUCACAAAACAAGACACGACUCGACGUAUUCAGUCCAUCCUCCCAGUUAUGCUCAAUCAUAGACUAGCUCCGCCCCCAGAGGAGAGUUACUCCCUACACAGAAAGAUGUCCGGUGCUUUCCUACUGUGCACUAAACUAGGAGCCAAGAUUCAGUGCAAGGAACUCUUUGAUGUUAUCUACUCUAAGUAUCAGUUUGAUUGAAGAAGUUUGUCGCAGACCCCAAUUAAUUUCAUAGAGCUGCUUAAGAAGGAAGUAUUGCUUAACAUUUUUCUGCUUUAUAGCAGAAAUGAUCUGGGUCC
Asterias rubens (European starfish) is the source of this 2142-nucleotide messenger RNA. Its product is annotated as atypical kinase COQ8B, mitochondrial-like. The transcript is spliced from 16 exons. Gene Ontology annotation, biological process: ubiquinone biosynthetic process. The record is from RefSeq and is a predicted model, not a curated record. Lineage: Eukaryota; Metazoa; Echinodermata; Asteroidea; Forcipulatida; Asteriidae. Gene Ontology annotation, molecular function: kinase activity. Gene Ontology annotation, cellular component: extrinsic component of mitochondrial inner membrane. Bases 131 to 2044 code for a protein of 637 amino acids.